Messenger RNA from Malus domestica (apple), 921 nucleotides. RefSeq lists its product as uncharacterized. Lineage: Eukaryota; Viridiplantae; Streptophyta; Magnoliopsida; Rosales; Rosaceae. The record is from RefSeq and is a predicted model, not a curated record.
GCAGAAGAUCCUUGUUCAGUUGAUGCCCAACAAAAAAAAAUCCGCAAAGCAUCAGUCUCUCUCUCUCUUUCUAUUUCCUAAAAUCCAUCUAUUUCUCUCGAACCCUCUCCAAGUCUUGGCCUUUUGCGCGCCAUUGCCAAACCCAAAAGCCCGCACUCCUGCUCAGAACCCAAUUCAAAGCGUCGCAAUUUCUCGCUUUUCUGGGAAUCGGCUGUGUAGGAAGCAAUGAGCACCGAAAAGACGCCGCAGAAAAAGGAACGUCCUCAAAUAGUUAAAUUGGAUAAAGCUUUGGAUCUGGCUAAAAAAUGGCUUAGUACCAUGAGUGAACCUGCAGAAGAUGAGCCAUUUGAAAUACAGGCUCGGCCUGCUAGGCUUGGACUAGGUGCUGUAGCUCCCCGCCCAUCCAAGUUUGUACCUUCAAAUGAUCCUCUUGAAAGGAAAUUACAUUACAAGUUGGAUGCCGCAAGAAGAAAUGCUGCUAAAAUUGCAGAGGAGUCCACACUAGCUGCUAAAGAUGAUGAUGAAAAUGAUGAUGAAGAUAGCAGAACUAGUGCCUUUGCAAAGAAAAGACCAGCAGCUCCAGUAACCCCAUCGUUACGGGCGAAGAAAAGGCAGAAGUAACCAUUUCACCUUGUCAUGUAGGAAAAGAAAAUUAACCAUCUCACCUUGUCAAAAGUGAAUCUCUGGUGCUUUUGUUCUCUUUCAGUAAACCUCACACAAUUUUCGUUUGAGUAGACUUGACCGCGUUACGUAUAAAGUUAAAAGUACAAUCUUCAUGAGAAAUGCUAGUUUGUGUUUAUGUAAUUAUAUGAUAUGGGAGGCAAAUGAGCUGCACUGCACAACAUUGUUGUAUUAAUUCAGUCAUUUUCUUAAGACAUAAUUCUUUGAUAAUAUUAAAGAGGCUUGUGCGUUUGCCGAUAA